AUACAACAAAUUCGAAGAUGUCUGGAAGAGGUAAAACCGGCGGAAAGGCAAGAGCCAAGGCAAAGACCCGCUCCUCCAGGGCCGGGCUCCAGUUCCCCGUGGGCCGUGUCCACAGGCUGCUGAGGAAGGGCAACUACGCCCAGCGUGUCGGUGCCGGCGCCCCCGUCUACCUGGCGGCCGUGCUCGAGUACCUCACCGCUGAGAUCCUCGAGCUGGCUGGAAACGCCGCCCGCGACAACAAAAAGACCCGCAUCAUCCCGCGUCACCUGCAGCUGGCUGUCCGCAACGACGAGGAGCUCAACAAGCUGCUCGGCGGAGUCACCAUCGCCCAGGGCGGAGUCCUGCCCAACAUCCAGGCUGUUCUCCUGCCCAAGAAGACCGAGAAGGCCGCGUCCAAGAAGUAAACACGGAUUCCUGACAACACAACACAACGGCUCUUUUAAGAGCCACCCACUUUUUCUGAGACAAACUAAAUCCUCUUAGAAUUUUUUCUUAUACUAUAAUAAUAUUGAUAACAGUAGUAAUAGUAAAAAUUAUAAUAAUAAAUGACUGAAUCACAGUUGUUGUUCUUAGUAAGUUUAUAAACUCAGUGAGAUAUACAUAAGUCUAUAACCUUUUCUUUUUCAUAUCUAUCUAUAUAAAUCAUUACAAAAAAUUAUGUUUUUUCUCACUUAUUAGUAAUGUGUUGGACUGGGUGACCUGUAAUGUUACUUAAUAUAUGUAAGACAAAAAUAAAAGUCUGAAUUAUUUAAA
This is a messenger RNA of Solea senegalensis (Senegalese sole), 753 nucleotides long. RefSeq names its product histone H2A-like. Gene Ontology annotation, molecular function: DNA binding; protein heterodimerization activity; structural constituent of chromatin. Gene Ontology annotation, cellular component: nucleosome. The coding region runs from base 18 to 404 and encodes 128 amino acids. The transcript has a single exon. The record is from RefSeq and is a predicted model, not a curated record. NCBI's taxonomy places the organism in Eukaryota, Metazoa, Chordata, Actinopteri, Pleuronectiformes, Soleidae.